AUGGUCGUAGAUCCGCCCAGUUCUAGCUUCGGUGACUCCAACGCCCAGCCCCCGACGCCCACCCGCACACCGAGAUCGACCGUUUUCCCGAGUCCGGUUUUGGAAACACCCAAGCAGGACCAAAGGCGCUUGGACGAGUCGAGUGGGUGGACUCCCCGUUUUGCUGAGGAGUAUUCGGUCUUCAACUCGACGCCGGGAAAUCUCAGAGGUUCUCGGACCCCUUUCUUCGACUUUGGUUCUUCGACUCCAUACGUCGGUGACGGGGCCCAGAACCGGGGGUUGUCCACGGAAGAGAUCGGUCUCGGCGCCUCGGCCCAUGUGAACGAGCUCACCCCGAAGCCACUCCCCGCCGUUGAGCCCUCUAAAAUACUGCGUUCCACCUCGAUUCCGUUGACGAGCCCGAUCUUCGAUCCGAGCGACGCCGUGAGCCAUAUUCCGGGAUCCGCGGAACGGUUGGCGAAGAAGGCGCGGCGAGGCACCGUUGUCGCAGAAACACCAGGGCAAACAGCAACGCCUCCCCCCUCUGCCCGCAAGGGUGAGCGUAAGCUUGCACCCAAGCUUGAUUCCGCCGCGAUGCAAAAUGAGCAGGAGUACAGCCAGCAAGGGCACUUCAUGGGGUCGGGGCAGGAUCAGACCAUGGGCGGUUUUGUGACGACGCAGGGGGAUAUGUUUUCCUAUCCAUUGUCAGCUCCGGCUACUGCGGCGCCAUAUGGAAGUCAGAGGUCGUUCUGGGAUGCGGAUCCGAACCUUGCUAGUAUGGAUAUUGAUUUCAGCGCCCACAGCGCGGGUGUAUUCCAACCUCCAACACCACUUCAGGGAUCUGGUCCGGAAGAUUGGGCAAGGGCGAGCCAAAUAUUGCAAAGCCAAGGCGGGCUGGUCGGGCAUGGGGAUGCGUCGGUUGACGGGCACGCCGCCGUUUCGCUUGGUUCUCAGCCGGACAUGUCGAUGUUGGUGACCUCGUCGGCCGACCAUACCAUGUUUGCGGGCAGCUACCCCACGCCGGUCGAUGAUCCGUUUGGUAUGACAGACGUGGGGGGUGCGGUCAACCCGGGUCUGCUGUUCAGUCGGCCCCAGUCCGCCAACAUGGACACUGCCUCGUUUUCGCAGCCUUUGGCGGUUUCCGACCAAAACCUCACGACGGCGCCCGUCAGCGGCCAGAUGACGGGUCGGGUACCAUCUACGAAGAUAGCGGGGCGGGCCGAGCUGCGUCGUUCGUCGAGCGCGAAGGAUGCGACUCCGAGGAAACCUGCUUUGGCGAGUUCUCCGAUCAAAGAGGCCGGUCGCCCCGGGCUGUCUCGCAGUUUCAGCGAGAAUAAGGGGAAGAAGACGGGGGGAGCUCGGCCAUCACUGCCUACUCUCGCGCCUCGGCCGCGGGCGCAGUUGGUGAGCAACGCUGGUGUCAAUGCAAACAAGCCAAUUGUGUCUCAACCUAACCGGCCAAAUGGGAGGUCGUCACCUGUGAAGAGCAUGCACCACCACCAUCGUUUGUCGAGCCUAACUUCCAUUCCGGAAGCGGCCUCGAGCCCGGAGAUGCGGACACAGGCUACCUUUAUGAUUGAUGCGAACGGCCGCGCGCGGGUCGAAACCACGGUGGUCGUGGUGGAUGAACCAGCGCGGAGUCCUUCGAAACGGCACAGCUCAUACUCGAUGAAAAGUCGACAGCAGUGGAAUUCGUCAGACGAUGAAGAUUCCUCGUCCUCAGACGACGAACCCAUCAUCAUCCCCAGCCGCAAUGCGUCAUUCGCGCUCCCGGACCCUCGGAAACCGACAACGAUCCACCCCUUCCACAACUCCCAACGGAGCGUCAGUGAACACAGCACGACGUCAUACGCGAGUUUCCGAGGCGGGGGAUCCCAGGACGCCGGCGACAGCGACGGAGAGACGGUGGUGAACGAGGCGACGCCGACGCGCAAAGCUUCUGGCGACGCGCUUAGCGAACUGCGGAAGCUGCGCGAGGCACGGCAGAAACAGGCCAGUGCGAACCCGAAACGGUAUAUUUCCUCGAGUCACUACCCGGGGCAUCCGUCUACGUCGCCGACUACGCUGAGUGAAUCGAGUUUGCCCACGCCGACGGCGGAGACGAGGGUGCGUGGGGUAAGGUGUGUUUGUAACCGGACUGAGGCCGGCCGGAAUGAUUUGGUGAUUCAAUGCGAAUCCUGCGAAAUGUACGUCCACGGCCAAUGUGUCAGCAUCACGCAACGGACCAUCCCGUCGAUCUACAUCUGUGCCUUUUGCUCCAAUACCCCCAACAUGCGAGGGGGUGUGAGACAUCGCGAGAACGGACGUACAGCGAGCGCGGGCGGAGGCGGACACCCGCCUGGUUCACGCAGUUCACCGUUAGCGCAUAAGACUUUGAAGUCUCUUCGGUAA
This is a messenger RNA of Dichotomopilus funicola, 2370 nucleotides long. RefSeq lists its product as uncharacterized. The coding region runs from base 1 to 2370 and encodes 789 amino acids. The transcript is spliced from 3 exons. The record is from RefSeq and is a predicted model, not a curated record. Lineage: Eukaryota; Fungi; Ascomycota; Sordariomycetes; Sordariales; Chaetomiaceae.